GAUUUCAGCCAAAAAAUUCUUGUUAGCCAUUUCAGGUUAUCUCAUAUUAUUUUAUUAUUCAAUUAUUUAAUGUUGUUAUGAAUUGAUUUUUUAUUAUUAAAAUAAUGAAUAUAAUAAUUUACUAACAAAUCAUACGACUAUUGAUAAUGAGAUAAGUGAUAACAAUGAACUAGGAAUUAUUUCAGCCUUAUAUUUGAGAGGUUCAAAUUUUAUACGACAAGAAUAGUCCUCCUUUAAUUUGUCAUUUCUUAUCUUUGUCAACUAUGAAAUUUGCAAGUGCAUUAGCCUAUUGCCGACAGAAAAGUCCAAUGCAGUAGUUGUUAUAAAAGUAAUGCUAAGUCUCUUGAUCUUCAUCGAAACAGUGCCCAAAACCCAAACUAUGGCUUCCCUUUGCCCGCCAUUAUCCACCAGCUGUAGCACCAUUCCCACUUCCAUUACCUCUCCAUUCCUUCCAAAACCAUCCCAACAUUCCAUAGCUAGAAAGCAAAAGCCUAAGUUCAUCCCCAAUAUAGUAUCAUGCAAAGCCACAAAGAAUGACCAAAAUCCUAAUUACAAAUUUGAUAGAAGAGAUGUACUCAUUGGCCUUGGAGGUCUUUAUGGUGCAGCUAGCCUUAGCCAUGACCCAUUUGCAGUGGCAGCCCCAAUAUCUGCCCCACAGUUGGAAAAAUGUAGCCAAGCAGAUUUACCUGAAGGUGCGGAUCCAACCAAUUGUUGCCCACCAGUGUCAAGAAAGAUUUUAGAUUUUAAACCACCUUCUUCCAAUUCCCCUUUUCGCGUUAGGCCUGCUGCACAUUUAGUUGACGAUGCCUACAUGGCCAAAUAUUCCAGGGCCAUUGAGCUUAUGAAAGCUCUUCCUGCCAACGAUCCACGUAAUUUCACGCAACAAGCAAAUAUUCACUGUGCCUACUGUGAUGGGGCUUAUGACCAAGUCGGAUUUCCUGAUCUUGAGCUUCAAGUUCAUAAUUCAUGGCUCUUCUUUCCAUUCCACAGAUAUUAUCUCUAUUUUUUUGAGAAAAUUUUGGGAAAAUUGAUUGAUGACCCAAGUUUUGCUUUGCCAUUUUGGAAUUGGGAUUCUCCUGCUGGCAUGCAAAUGCCUGCCAUGUAUGCAAACACUAAAUCACCUCUCUACAAUGAACUUAGAAACCUAGGUCACUACCCGCCAAGACUACUUGACCUUGAUUACAAUGGUACUGACGAAAGUACAACAAACAGAGAUCAAUUGACGAGCAAUCUCAGAAUCAUGUAUAGGCAGAUGAUAUCUAAUAGCAAGACCUCCAGGCUCUUCCUAGGAGGUCCCUUCCGAGCAGGUGAUGAACCUUAUCAAGGAUUCGGUUCGAUUGAGAACGUUCCUCAUGGACCGGUUCACGUAUGGUGCGGCGAUGACACACAACCAAAUAGAGAAGACAUGGGAACUUUUUACUCAGCAGCAAGAGACCCCAUUUUCUACGCUCAUCACUCAAACGUAGAUCGAAUGUGGACCGUUUGGAAGACGUUAGGUAAGAAGCGAAAGGAUUUCACUGACCCCGAUUGGCUAAAUUCCUCAUUCCUUUUCUACGACGAGAAUGCAAAUCUUGUUCGAGUUAAAGUUCGUGAUUGCCUUGACAACCGAAGCUUGGGAUAUGUUUAUCAAGAUGUUGAUAUUCCAUGGCUAAAAUCAAAGCCAACUCCAAGAAAGCUAAGCAAGAAAGUGGCAUUAAAGGGUGGUCCAGGGAUUGCACUUGCAGCAGAAAUGAAUAAGAAAAAUGUAAUAUCUAGCAGUCAAUUCCCAAUAGUUUUAGACAAGAUCGUGAGUGUUAAUGUUCCCAGGCCAAGGAAAUCGAGGAGUAAAAAGGAAAAGGAAGAGGAAGAGGAAAUCUUAUUGAUAGACCAAAUUGAAUUAGAGGGAGAUUCAUUUGCCAAAUUUGAUGUAUAUGUGAAUGACGAGGAUGAUAUGACAAUUGGACCCGACAACACGGAAUUUGCUGGCAGCUUUGUAAAUGUCCCACGCAAACACAAGGGUGGGAAGAAAAUUAAGACAUGCUUGAGGUUGGGGCUAACCGAUUUGUUGGAAGAUUUGGGAGCUGAGGAUGAUGAAGGUGUUAUGGUGACUUUGGUGCCAAAAUACGGAAAGGAUAAUGUCAAGAUUGGCGGCAUCAAGAUUGAGUUCAUUCAAGAUUAAUAAAUGAAUCACUGAAAAUAAUGUCGGAUGCUUUUGAUUUUGGAAAUCUUCGUUAUUUGUAGUGAAAAAUGUUAAUGGCUUCUCUUUUCUGUUGAUUAAUUUGUCCCUAUCGUUCUAUAAAUGUAUAAAUAAAUGACAAUGAUCGACUUCAUUUUUUAUUUUCAUCUGCUCUAUUAUUAAAUUAUUAAGACUGAAAUGGUAUUAAUGGUUAUAAGAAAGGUCAUGCUCAAUUAUUUACUUGAUUCAACAUUAAGAAAUAUAUGAACAGACAAUGAGAGAUCGAUCACUUAACAAGUUUGGUAAUUCAUCCUACUCAGCUAACUUUCACGUUUCAACAAUCAAAGUUAACUCGUCAUUUUUAGAAGUCUUCAAACAGUAUUUUACAUAAAAUUAACGUGAUGAAACAUAAAUGUAAUGGAAAACCGAUAUCUUGAGAGGUAAUCAAGGUCAAGAAAAGCAUGCUACUAUGAAGUUUGAAUAGCUUUGUAAAACUGAUCAGUGGUGGUUUCCAUUUGGAAGUUUGUCCCCUGCAUCCAAUUAAAGAGAAAAUGUCAACUUGCCGUACUUGAAAAAUGAGACAAAACUAAGAUCGAGACAGAAAGGAUUUUUUAUUUUUUUCGCUAAAGGAAGCUGAAUAUGAUUCU
Molecule: messenger RNA, 2802 nt
Organism: Durio zibethinus
Lineage: Eukaryota; Viridiplantae; Streptophyta; Magnoliopsida; Malvales; Malvaceae
Source: RefSeq, a predicted model, not a curated record